AUGGACAUGAAGCAGGCUGCAUUAAAGCCAGCUAGGAGCUUGCUUUGUAGAGAGUCCCUGAAUGGGCAUUUAUCACUGAAUGUGCCCAUUUUACCUCACUCUGGAGAGAAGCCAGAUGAGUGUUUGGGAUUUGAUGACAAACUGAGUGAAUGUAAUGAACAAGAAAAACCUUACAGUGAUCCCCAGUCCUUUCAGAAGCAUGCAAGUACAAAACCUGGAGAGAAACCCUAUCAAUACGAGGAACAUGAGAAAUCCCACACUGAACCUAGUGAAAGAUCUCACCCUAAAGAGAAUACCAUUUCAGGUCAGAAAAGUGUGAAAACUUCCAGCACCUCCAGUGGUGUUCAAAUCCAGGAAAAAAUUCACAGUGGGAAGAAACAAUAUGUAUGCAAAAAAUGUGGGAAGACCUUCAAUACUGAAAGUUGUUUUAAAAUUCAGGAAAGUUUUCACAUGGAAGUGCAACCUUAUGCUUGUAAGCAAUGUGGAAAAAUAUUUGCUGAUAAAUCUGCAUUUCAGAGACAUAGACAUAAACAAUCCCACGCUGGUGAGAAACCCUAUGCAUGUAAACAAUGUAGCAAAGCUUUCAGCAGAUGCAAUAACUGUAAAAUACAUGAAAGAAGUCACAAUGGUGAGAAACCCUAUGUUUGUAAGCACUGUGGAAAAGCAUUCAGUGUACACAGUACCUGUCAACGUCAUGAAAGAAAUCACACUGCAGAGAAACCCUUUAAGUGUAAGCAAUGUGGGAAAACAUUAGCACACACAGCUACGGCCAUCCAUGAAAGAAUUCACACUGGGGAGAAACCCUAUGCAUGUAAGCAAUGUGGGAAAGCAUUCAGCAGGCAGAGUAAUUGUAAAAUACAUGAAAGAAUUCAUACUAGGGAGAAACCCUAUGUAUGUAAGCAGUGUGGAAAAGCGUUCAGGAUAUAUAGUGGUUAUCGACUCCAUGAAAGAAUUCACACAGGAGAAAAACCCUAUAUUUGUAAGCACUGUGGGAAAUCAUUCAGCCAAUACACUAGCUGUCAAGGCCAUGAAAGUACUCACACUGGGGAGAAACCUUAUGUAUGUAAGCAAUGUGGGAAAGCAUUCACUACACACCGUUAUUGUCAAAUACAUGAAAGAAAUCACAGUGGGGAGAAACCUUAUGUGUGCAAGCAAUGUGGAAAAGCGUUUACUACAAAGGGCUAUUAUACUGUACAUGAAAAACUUCACACGGGGAAAAAACCUUAUGUGUGCAAGCAAUGUGGGAAGGCGUUUACAACACAUAAAUAUUGUAAAAAACAUGAAAAGAUUCACAAUGUGGAAAAACCUUAUCUGUGCAAGCAAUGUGGAAAGGCCUUCACUAUGCUUCAAUAUUGUCAAAGACAUGAAAAAACACACAGGCAUGAACCCCUAUGCACAGAAGCCACGAGGAGAAAAAAUAUCUAA
This is a messenger RNA of Octodon degus (degu), 1425 nucleotides long. Its product is annotated as zinc finger protein OZF-like. The record is from RefSeq and is a predicted model, not a curated record. NCBI's taxonomy places the organism in Eukaryota, Metazoa, Chordata, Mammalia, Rodentia, Octodontidae. Gene Ontology annotation, molecular function: DNA-binding transcription activator activity, RNA polymerase II-specific; RNA polymerase II cis-regulatory region sequence-specific DNA binding. Gene Ontology annotation, cellular component: nucleus. Gene Ontology annotation, biological process: regulation of transcription by RNA polymerase II.